AUGCCAUCGAGGCCGCUGCGUCUUGGUCUUGUCGACUCGGUCUUUGUGCUGUGGUGGUACACUCAUAUGGUAUCUUGGAAGACCUCGAACAUCAUAAACGACCUGAUGGAAGAGACAGGUCGAGAUGGCGCCAAUCCAGUGUGCAACUUGAGUGCUGUUGGCGAUCUUCCGAGCGAGUCCGAGUUGCACAGGUCUGCAAUUACAGUAGCGCCAUCUCUCUGGCUUCGGCUUGCGCAGCGCAUGUUGAAAGCCUCGCAUCGCAUCAUCCGCAGCCCUUCGUUCAAAAAGUGUGGCUCCUUUCCGAUCCGUAAGCCUUGGCAAGAUCGGCUCCGUUCCGAUUGCGAUUGGUGCUGCGAUGUAAGCGAUCAUGCGUAUCGGAGAUCACAUGUGAUUGCCUUGCUGUCACCGUCAUGCCAUCUAGGGUCCCUGCAACAUUUGCGCGAGACUGAUACUCACCCAAUCGCAGCUAGCAUCGUACAGUACUGGGACAACCGAAAAUGGCUUGGUAAUGUCGAUCCGUCAGUGGGAUCAAGUUGGGUACCAACGCAACAAAGUUCCACCGAGGCAAGGAUGCCUCCUUAG
Molecule: messenger RNA, 582 nt
Organism: Ustilago hordei
Lineage: Eukaryota; Fungi; Basidiomycota; Ustilaginomycetes; Ustilaginales; Ustilaginaceae
Exons: 1
Coding region: 1-582 (193 amino acids)
Source: RefSeq, a predicted model, not a curated record